AUGGGGCCCGGGCAGCCGGUGGGCGGCGCGGCGGCGUCGCUGCUCCGGACGAACUCUUCCCUGCUCAGUGGCGGUGGCCAGCCGGGGAUGAUGGGCGGCGGAGGUGGUGGUGGUGGUGGUGGUGGUGGCGGCGGCACGCUUUCUUCACAGUCGCCCUUCUCCUCCCUUGUCUCCCCGCGCACGCAGUUUGGUGGUAAUGGUCUGCUUGGAGGCGCCUCGAAUGUCUCCUCGCUGCUGAACCGGCCGCCGUUCGGGAACGUUGGCCCUAUGCCGGGUCCAGUGUCGAUGCAGGGUGGUGGGAUGCAGAUGAGUACGCUCCAGCAGAGAGCUGGGCUGGAUGGUGCCGGCGAUUUCAUUGGCGCGGGAGGGUCGGAUCCUCUGUCGUUCCCGUCUUCCUCACAGGUCAAUUUGGGCAAUCAGAUGGGGUCAGAUAAUCUGCAGGCGAUUUCGCAGCAGCAGCAGCAGAUGGAUGCAGUGCAUGAUAUGCAGCAGCAGCAGCAGCAGCAGCUACCAAUGUCUUACAACCAGCAACAGUUGCCACCACAACAUUCACAGCAGCUCCAGCAGCCACAGGCUACCGUGAAGUUGGAGAAUGGAGGAAGCAUGGUUAGCAUCAAGUCAGAGCAGCAGAUGGGGCAACCUGACCAGAAUGGUCCUGCCCAGAUGAUGCGAAGUUCUAGUGUGAAACUUGAGCCACAACAGCUGCAAGCCCAGAUGAUGAGGAGUUUAAGUUCAGUCAAGAUGGAGCAACAGACUUCAGAUUCAUCAGCAUUCUUGCAGCAGCAGCAACAGCAGCAGCAGCAACAACAACGUCAUUUGUUGCAGCUGACAAAGCAGAUUCGAAAUUGUCCAGACCUUGUAUCAAUGGGUGGACCAAACACAAUUGCAAACCCUCAAGCUGCUGCAGCUGCUCAACUGACCCUCUUGCAGCAGCAACGGAUCCUGCAUAUGCAACAGCAGCAUCAGCAGCAGCAGCAGCAACAACAACAGAUUCUUAAGAACUUGCCGUUGCAGAGAAACCAGUUGCAGCAACAACAACAGCAGCAUCAGCAACAGCAGCAACAGCAGCAGCUACUUCGUCAACAGAGUCUAAACAUGAGAACUCCAGGAAAGUCGCCUCCUUAUGAGCCAGGAACCUGUGCAAAGAGAUUGACUCAUUACAUGUAUCAUCAACAAAACAGACCGCAAGAUAACAAUAUUGAGUACUGGAGAAACUUUGUCAAUGAGUAUUUCGCUCCAAAUGCUAAAAAGAGGUGGAUGUAUGGCACUGUGAGAUUUGUAAUCGGAAACCUGGCCGUGGUUUUGAUAGCAUCUUGGGAGUUUUGUGCUAGGCGUCAUGAAGAACUUAUUCCACGGAGAUCUAUAAUACCACAGGUUAGUAACCUUGGCGCAGUUGUACAAAAGUACCAGGCUGCCGCACAAAACUCAACGAGUUUGUCUGCUCAGGACAUGCAGAAUAAUUGCAACUCGUUUGUUGCAUGUGCCCGACAAUUGGCCAAAGCACUGGAGGUUCCUUUAGUAAAUGAUUUAGGGUACACAAAACGAUAUGUUCGCUGCCUUCAGAUUGCUGAGGUCGUAAAUUGUAUGAAGGAUUUGAUUGAUCACAGCAGGCAGACUGGAUCUGGACCCAUUGAUAGCCUGCAUAAUUUUCCUCGGAGGACUCCUUCAGGGGUCAGCACCCUUCAACCACAGCAGCAGCAAACUGAGGAGCAGCAGGCCAUUCCCCAGAGUUCAAACCAGAGUGGUCAAAAUUCUGCUCCUAUGGCUGCUGUGCAGCCUUCUGCCUCUGCCAAUGGUGAUGUGACAUCAAAUAAUUCUCUCAGUUGUGCACCUUCUACAUCUGCACCUUCACCGUCAGUUGUUGGGCUCUUGCAAAAUUCAAUGAAUUCUAGACAAGAUCAUCCAAUGAGCAGCACUAAUGGUGGCCCAUAUAAUGGAGGCAAUGUGGCUAUUCCGAAGGUGAACUCUACAAGCUCACUACAGUCAAAUCCAUCUACCUCUUUCCCUUCCCCAGCACCGACAACAUCCAAUAACAGCAUGAUGCCUGCUCCUCAAAAUACAAAUCAACUAAGAUCCCCAACUACAUCAUCAAGCAUACCUCCGAUGCAGCCACCUGCUACUCGACCUCAGGAGGCUGAGCCAAGUGACUCGCAAAGCUCGGUUCAGAAGAUCUUGCAAGAUCUGAUGUCAUCACAGAUGAAUGGUGUUGGCCACUCGGGGAAUGAUAUGAAGACACCAAAUGGACUAACCCAUGGUGUCAAUGGGGUUAAUUGCUUAGUUGGCAAUGCUGUCACGAAUAACUCAGGGAUGGGAGGAAUGGGAUUUGGCGCCAUGAGUGGGUUCGGUCAUGGGAUGAGAACGGCAUUGACAAACAAUGCGAUGGCAAUGGGUGCAAGGAUGGGAAUGAAUCAGGGUGGACAUGACCUAUCGCAAUUGGGUCAGUUACACCAGCAUCAGCAGCAGCAUGACAUAGGAAACCAGCUGUUUGGUGGAUUUAGAUCAGCAAACAGCUUCAGUAACAUUCAAUAUGACUGGAAACCCUCACAAUAG
This is a messenger RNA of Miscanthus lutarioriparius, 2550 nucleotides long. The record is from the annotation of a GenBank genome assembly. Lineage: Eukaryota; Viridiplantae; Streptophyta; Magnoliopsida; Poales; Poaceae.